Messenger RNA from Hyla sarda, 942 nucleotides. It is a transcript of the gene POLR2C, whose product is annotated as RNA polymerase II subunit C. Gene Ontology annotation, molecular function: DNA-directed RNA polymerase activity; protein dimerization activity. NCBI's taxonomy places the organism in Eukaryota, Metazoa, Chordata, Amphibia, Anura, Hylidae. Bases 69 to 896 code for a protein of 275 amino acids. Gene Ontology annotation, cellular component: RNA polymerase II, core complex. The transcript has 9 exons. The record is from RefSeq and is a predicted model, not a curated record. Gene Ontology annotation, biological process: DNA-templated transcription.
GGAGGCGCUCUGUUCUCCUCUCGUUCGUUCUCACUUCCAGUUCCGGUUCCUCAGCUGGUGGGAAGAAGAUGCCGUACGCCAACCAGCCCACCGUCCGAAUCACGGAGCUUACUGAUGAAAACGUUAAAUUCGUGGUGGAAAACACCGACCUGGCAAUAGCCAACUCCAUCCGACGUGUGUUUAUAGCUGAGGUGCCCACCAUUGCUAUUGACUGGGUGCAGAUAGACGCCAACUCCUCCGUCCUCCAUGAUGAAUUUAUAGCACACAGAGUAGGGCUUGUUCCUCUGACCAGCGAUGAUAUUGUGGACAAGCUGCAGUACUCCAGGGACUGUACAUGUGAUGAAUUCUGCGCUGAAUGUUCGGUGGAGUUCACACUUGAUGUUCGGUGCCAAGAAGAUCAGACCCGUCAUGUUACGUCUCGCGACCUCAUCUCCAACAACCACAGAGUGAUUCCAGUUACAUCACGGAGCAGAGACAAUGAUCCCAAUGAUUAUGUGGAGCAGGAUGAUAUUCUCCUGGUGAAACUACGCAAGGGGCAAGAGCUGCGGCUUAGAGCUUACGCCAAGAAAGGGUUUGGGAAAGAACAUGCCAAGUGGAACCCCACUGCUGGAGUAGCAUUUGAAUAUGACCCUGAUAAUGCCCUAAGACACACAGUCUACCCCAAACCUGAGGAAUGGCCAAAAAGUGAAUAUUCAGAAAUUGAUGAAGAGGAGGCACAAGCUCCAUAUGAUCCAAAUGGAAAGCCUGAGAGGUUCUUUUAUAAUGUGGAGUCGUGUGGAUCUCUCCGGCCAGAGACCAUUGUCCUGUCUGCUCUGUCUGGGUUAAAAAGGAAGCUCAGUGAUCUACAGACACAGCUAAGCCAUGAGAUUCAGAAUGAUGUCCUCACUAUUAACUGACCCUCCCCCCCCCUCUCCUUUAUUUUGUAAUAAACUUUCUCUUGAA